Molecule: messenger RNA, 708 nt
Organism: Echinostoma caproni
Lineage: Eukaryota; Metazoa; Platyhelminthes; Trematoda; Plagiorchiida; Echinostomatidae
Source: the annotation of a GenBank genome assembly
GAGCACGUCGUGCUAGAUUGUAAUGAGCCUUCCAACCCCGGACCGCGGCCGAAUGGUGCACGAUAUGGUUUGCCCAAUAAACGGGGAUAUUUACGCCAAUUGUAUCAACCACCAACGGAAUUGUUGUUUGACGGAACGCUUGUUUCGGCACAAGCUGCGGCACGAGAGAAGAACCGGUGGUUGUUGGUCAGUCUACACGACGAAGGCUGCUUUGAUUGCCACCUACUCAAUCGGGAUGUUUGGAAAGAUCCAAAAGUGUAUCAGACAAUCAAACGCAACUUUGUCUUUCUUCAGAUCCCAGUUGAUAGUCCCGAGGGUGUACAAUUCCGAGCAAUGCACUCCUACGUCCAGUCUGCGUCUCACAUAUCCAUCCUAAACCCAUAUACGGGCGAGCAGUGCAUAGUUUGGAUGCACCUGAAGGAUGCUACUACGGUGCACGAAGCAUUGACAGAGUUUAUUCAGCAUACGAAGCUAGUUCCCCCGUCACCAACAACCAUGAUACCCGAUCCUCAGCCUGGCCAUUCACGCGAUCAGUUACUUACGACGUUGACCGGCUUGAGUUCUCGAGUCGGAGGAUCCAGGCGACCCCAAUCUCAUCUUUCCGACAACACAUCUGAGUCCGCGGUGAAACGACCACGUCUCGGGUUGCGAGACAUAGAUGCCACCACAGCUUUGUCCUCCCGGGUAGCUGCUGUGUCCGUGAGUUAG